CCGGCGGGUCCCUGGCUGGCGGCCGGCGGUCACGCUGCGCGGCGCCGCCGCUUCGCCUCCGCGCCGGGGCCGAGCCGGGUCGCGCCGCGCCCGGGAUUGGCUGCGCGGCCGCCUCGUCCCAGAAUGCAGCGCAUGGCGCGUCAUUGAAGAGAGACCAUGAUGGCGGCGGCCGCGGCAGCGGGGGGGGCCCCCGAGGUGAUCGCCCAGCUGGAGAACGCGGCCAAAGUGCUGAUGGCACCACCUUCCAUGGUCAAUAAUGAACAACGCCAACAUGCCGAGCACAUAUUCUUAUCAUUUAGAAAAUCAAAAUCACCAUUUGCUGUUUGCAAACACAUUUUGGAAACUAGUAAAGUGGACUAUGUCCUUUUUCAAGCUGCCACAGCGAUAAUGGAAGCAGUUGUAAGAGAAUGGAUUCUCUUGGAAAAAACUAGCAUUGAGUCCCUGCGAACAUUCCUUCUAACCUAUGUCUUACAAAGGCCUAACCUUCAGAAGUACGUUCGGGAGCAGAUUCUCUUAGCAGUAGCGGUGAUAGUGAAACGGGGAUCAUUAGACAAAUCAAUUGACUGCAAAAGCAUUUUUCAUGAAGUCAGCCAGCUGAUCAGCAGUGGUAACCCCACUGUGCAAACUUUGGCCUGUUCCAUUUUAACGGCGUUGUUGAGCGAGUUCUCAAGUUCAAGUAAAACCAGCAACAUUGGACUAAGCAUGGAGUUCCAUGGUAACUGUAAACGUAUAUUUCAGGAGGACAAUCUGCGGCAGAUCUUCAUGCUCACGGUAGAGGUACUUCAGGAAUUCAGCAGACGGGAAAACCUCAGUGCUCAGAUGUCUUCAGUGUUUCAGCGUUAUCUUGCACUAGCCAAUCAGGUCUUAAGCUGGAACUUCCUUCCUCCAAAUUUGGGCAGACAUUAUAUAGCUAUGUUUGAAUCCUCACAAAAUGUGAUGCUAAAGCCAACAGAAUCCUGGCGUGAGACCCUCCUGGACAGCAGAGUUAUGGAGCUUUUCUUUACAGUACAUCGAAAAAUCAGAGAAGAUACAGAUAUGGCCCAAGAUUCAUUACAGUGUCUGGCACAGCUGGCGUCUUUGCAUGGGCCAGUCUUUCCUGACGAAGGUUCACAAGUUGAUUACCUGGCACACUUCAUUGAGGGAUUACUGAAUACGAUCAAUGGAAUUGAAAUAGAAGACUCUGAAGCAGUGGGAAUUUCCAGUAUUAUCAGCAACCUGAUAACCGUAUUUCCUCGCAAUAUUUUAACUGCCAUUCCAAAUGAACUUUUCUCUUCAUUUGUUAACUGCCUUGCGCACCUCACGUGUUCUUUUGGAAGAAGCGCUGCCUUGGAAGAAGUGCUUGACAAAGAUGACAUGGUAUAUAUGGAAGCAUAUGAUAAGUUGCUGGAAUCUUGGCUUACUUUGGUACAAGAUGACAAACAUUUCCAUAAAGGUUUCUUUACCCAACAUGCUGUUCAGGUCUUUAAUUCCUACAUUCAGUGCCAUCUAGCUGCUCCUGAUGGUACAAGGAAUUUGACUGCCAAUGGUGUGGCCUCUCGGGAAGAAGAAGAAAUAAGUGAACUGCAGGAAGAUGACAGAGACCAGUUCUGUGACCAGUUGGCCAGCGUAGGCAUGCUGGGGAGAAUUGCUGCAGAACACUGUAUACCUCUGCUUACAAGUUUAUUAGAAGACCGAGUGACGAGGCUCCAUGGGCAGUUGCAAAGACACCAGCAGCAGUUACUCGCCUCACCGGCAUCAGGCACAAUUGACAAUAAAGUGCUUGAUGAUUUGUAUGAGGAUAUUCAUUGGCUUAUUUUAGUCACAGGCUACCUCUUGGCUAAUGAUACUCAGGGAGAGACUCCGCUAAUACCUCCAGAAGUAAUGGAAUACUCCAUUAAACAUUCAGCUGAGGUUGACAUCAAUACAACACUUCAGAUUCUGGGAUCUCCAGGAGAAAAGGCCUCUUCCAUCCCAGGGUACAACAGAACUGAUUCUGUAAUUAGGUUGUUGUCUGCUAUUUUAAGAGUGUCAGAAGUAGAAUCCAGAGCAAUAAGGGCAAAUCUCACACACCUCCUGAGCCCCCAGAUGGGCAAAGAUAUUGUAUGGUUCCUCAAGCGCUGGGCAAAGACUUACCUCCUAGUAGAUGAAAAGCUGUAUGAUCAGAUAAGUCUGCCAUUUAGUACAGCAUUUGGUGCUGAUACAGAGGGUUCCCAGUGGAUUGUGGGUUACCUUUUAGAAAAAGUGAUCAGUAACCUGGCAGUGUGGAGUUCAGAGCAGGACCUUGCAAAUGAUACUGUACAACUGCUAGUAACAUUAGUGGAAAGGAGAGAGCGGGCAAAUUUAGUUAUUCAGUGUGAAAACUGGUGGAAUUUAGCUAAACAAUUUGCAAGGCGAAGCCCCCCUCUUCACUAUUUGUCCAGUUCUGUGCAGAGAACACUAAUGAAAGCUUUAGUUUUAGGAGGUUUUGCUCAUAUGGAUACAGAAACAAAGCAACAAUACUGGACAGAGGUUCUUCAGCCACUUCAGCAGCGAUUCUUGAAUGUGAUAAACCAGGAAAACUUUCAACAGAUCUGUCAGGAGGAAGAAGUGAAACAGGAAAUCACGGCUACAUUAGAAGCACUCUGUGGCAUUGCUGAGGCUACCCAGAUCGAUAACGUAGCAAUUCUCUUCAAUUUCCUAAUGGACUUCCUUAAUAAUUGCAUUGGAUUGAUGGAAGUAUACAAAAACACACCAGAGACUGUUAAUCUCAUAAUAGAAGUCUUUGUUGAAGUUGCACAUAAACAAAUUUGCUAUCUUGGAGAGGCCAAAGCCAUGAACUUGUACGAGGCCUGCCUCACUCUGCUUCAGGUGUAUUCCAAGAAUAAUCUAGGCCGACAACGGAUAGAUGUUACAGCAGAAGAAGACCAGUACCAGGAUCUCCUUCUUAUUAUGGAGCUUCUCACUAAUCUUCUAUCAAAAGAAUUCAUAGAUUUCAGUGAUACAGAUGAAGUAUUCAGAGGACAUGAGCCUGGACAAGCUACAAAUAGAUCUGUAUCAGCAGCAGAUGUUGUCUUGUAUGGGGUUAAUCUAGUUCUACCUCUGAUGUCCCAGGAUCUGCUGAAAUUUCCAUCCCUGUGUAAUCAAUAUUACAAAUUAAUCACUUUCAUCUGUGAGAUAUUCCCUGAGAAAAUUCCACAACUUCCAGAGGACCUCUUUAAGAGCUUAAUGUACUCACUGGAGUUAGGAAUGUCAUCAAUGAGUUCAGACGUUUGUCAGCUCUGCCUGGAGGCUGUAAUACCAUUAGCAGAACAGUGUGCAAAAGCACAAGAAACAGAUUCAACCCUUUUUCUAGCAACAAGGCACUUUCUUAAGAUGGUCUUUGAUAUGCUGGUACUUCAGAAGCACAACACAGAAAUGACAACUCCAGCAUGUGAAGCAUUCUAUACAUUAGUGUGUUUGCAUCAGGCUGAAUAUUCAGAGCUAGUGGAAACAUUGCUAUCAACUCAACAAGACCCAGUAAUUUACCAGCGGUUAGCAGACGCCUUCAACAAGCUUACUGCAAGCAGCACUCCUCCUACACUGGACCGUAAGCAGAAGAUGGCCUUCUUAAAGAGUUUAGAAGAAUUUAUGGCAAAUGUUGGUGGACUUCUCUGUGUAAAAUAAGCAACAAAACUCUAUGCCUAAUUUAGACCCUUUCUGCAAAAUGCACUGAGAAAUGCUGAAUGCUGACUAAAUCUUGUACCUGUCUCUGGGUUCUUUGCAGCCAUCUCAGAUUCUAGAGAGCCUGGAAGUUCGAACAUAACACAACGGAAUAGGAGAGGUCAACUUUGAAUCAGCUUCUGCUAUUACAUGUUAGCUGCAAUCUGUCAUACUUGUAUGUGGGAGAGAAUGAACAGAAAAUUUGAAUUUAAUUUUUUUCCAUAUAUGUGCAAACAGAUAUGGGCACAAUGAAAAAUAGUUUUAGUGCCUUCCCCCCGCACUGAUUUAAGAUAUGAGUGGCCAGAUAAGCAUACAGAUUUCUACCCAAAAUCAUGUUAGAGCGUGAUGCAGAUACAUACAAAGCUCUAAACAGUUUAGCUGAUUUUAAGCUUUAUUUUUCCUCUCUUAAAGUUUGAGUUUGUGUUCCAAUGGGGAAGAAAAACCAAAUGGUAUUUUAACUUGUGUUUAGUUCUGGUUUUCUACAUCAACCUGGCAUUGCAGAUUCAAUGCAAUGCAGGUUUUUACUUUAUGUUCUGCUGCCUAAAGUUCAGAAGAAAAAAGGUGUAUAUUUUUGUUUACCUAAAAUGAACUUUAGGAACUGUAGCCAUUUCGUUGCCUUAAUUUAAAAGGAAAAAAAAAAGCUCAUAUACUUUUAGGUAAGAAAUUUAAGGCAAGAUUUGACUCUGCAGAGUUGGUUUAGGAUGUUGGCAUUAAGCUGCUGUGUACCUGUUGCAGCCCUUCAUGUUGAUGUGUCAUUUUGGAAUGAGUGUCUAAUGCAAGGUUCAUGUGUAGUUUUACUUUCAGUAUCUGCUUUGAUUCAUACCUGGAUUGCAUGCAACUGCAAUGUGUUUCUACACUGAACUGUUUGCUUAAGCAAUAACAACUCAAAAGGUGUAAAUUACUGGCAAACUUUUAAAAGUUGGGGCAUUAGCUAAAACAAUUAUGCUAGAACAGGGGCGUCAAACCCUUUUACUUUUCUGACUCCAGUGAGAAAGGUAAUUGGGAUGUGCAGUGCUGUGGAGAAAUUUGGGUUUGCUGAAUCGAGCUCCACUUCUGCAGAGCCCUCCCAGCUGCUCCGCUCUUGCUCAGUUUUUUAUAUCAGCACUUUAGCUAUUAGGACAGCAGAAUAUAGUGCCCUGAGUAUAGUGGACGAACAAGGGAGAGCAGCACACGAGUACAAAAGCAAGACUUGCUUUGUCUUUAGUCGUGAGCCAGAGAAAACUGAAGCGAACACAAAUGCUGCAUGUCUAGUAAAAUUGAUUUUUGUGGAAAUACAUGGAGGCAGAAGUAAGCCCUUUUGUUUAAGGCCUCUGCUAGAUUAUGCUGUUGAAUAUUUCCCAUGUGUUUUGAAAAUCUAUAUAAAAUCUACAGUAUACACCAUUACAUGGCUACGUAUAGCAUCAUGUUUGCAACUCUGUGCCGUUCUUCAGCUAUUCAUCUCAAAAUGAGUCACUAUAGGCAGAAUUUUACACAAUUGUGUAACACUGUGCUAUAAGUGACCUAAAUCUUUUUUAUUUUUUUUGUUAAAUCCAUACCUGUCUCAAGCAUGGAUCCACAAGGCCAAAAAUGCUAUCUCUUCAUUAUACUUUUCUCUUUUAAUUUAUGUGGAAACUGGGCUAGGACAGAUUUAAAUGUUAAAAAGUGACCGUGAAACAUGUUAGAUAAUGUACCUUCCCAGCUAGUAUUUUGUUUCUAAGAUAAUUUGCAUAGUAUUUUAGAACAGGGGUAUUGCUCUCAGUUUUUUUCUUGGAACUGCAACACUUUUCUUUCAAAGAUUUCUUUGCUGUGCACUUGCACAGAGAUAAUGAUCCUGAUCUCUCUGUUUUUAAACUAUUCUGAUGGCUGAUUUUUUUUAAAAAAUUGCCUGGGUUUUGCUAUGCUUUUGAAACUGCUGCUGGAGUCUCUGAGUUUGUACAUUGGAUAGGGCAGCAGUUCUGAAACCUCAUUUCUUCAGAUGAAGGGCAUUAAAGCCUGGGAACAUAAGCAGCAGUCGGAGCUGCCAGUUUGUCAUUAUGCGCUCGAUGUCAAAAAUCUAGGCCAAAGUCUUGAAAGCAAUCAUAGCAAAUACCUUAAGUUUUUUUGGAUCUGUCUGAAUAACUGAUAUUCUCAGUCAUAAUUUCUUUUAUAACUAGCUCUGUCACUAUCUUUUUUUUUAAUCUUAAAGCUGGCUCACUAUUUAAAAAUAUUUAUUAACUUUAAAAUUUUGAAAUCCUCUUGCAUGUUGUGAUUGAUGAGUGGGAGCACAAACUGAGUUAGUACUCAGGACAAAGUAAUGUGUGUACCCGUUACUUUUAGAAUCGGGCCCAUUGUGUUGUAACAAGCAGAGAUACACAGCAUCUUUGGCUCUUAAGACUUGCUGAAGUAUGGACACUUACUUUCAAAGACUAGUUUUGAAAGUUGCUUAAAACUUUGCCCUUCAUUUAAAAUUAAUAGUAUUUGUUAAAGGGAAACUGUCCUACUAAGGGGUUUUUUUGUAAUUUUCCUGCUUGAUGUUAUUCUAGACAACAUUCUUCCCUUCUUGUUUCUUAUUUUUUUUCCCAUUCUCAUAUAUUGAACAAGCUUUUUUCCAUGCCAUUUUCUCUCUUUUAGAGCAAAUGCUAAGAUGUCUCUGCUUAGUGACAUCCAUGAAAUUGUUGCAAAAGGUUCUGGCAAUAAGUCUUAUUAAUUCAUACUCCUGCUGGCUAGGUGGCUGCUUCUACCUAAACUAUUUGGUUUCUAUAUCCCUUUAAAAAAAAAUCCUUCAGUGAUCUUCUACACAUCCAGUUGCUGUAAAUCUAGAUGCAAAAGCUUAUUCAAUCCGUAGGAAAGAAUCACAGACCAUUUUUAGUGAACAUUGAGAGUUGACUCCUCAUAAGUGUCCUGAAAUGUUCAUGACAUCACUGCAUUGAUUUUUCCAUUCACUGUGCAAAGUGAAUAAUGGCUCUAAAAAAGCACCUGUUUAUUGACAGGGAAAAAAAGGCAACUCGACUGAAUUAUAAAUGCUGCAUGAUAUAAUUGUCACAAAUAUAUUUCUCUAGACUUUUUUUGCUAAAGCAGAUUAUUGCUUCAGUGUUUUCUUUCUGAGACUAGAAAUCAAGUAGCAGCUUUCCCAUUUUGCCAGCUCCUUCCCCAUUGUAGCAGCUGGCUCUAAUGCUGGCAUAAUUUUCUGUUGUUCAGCCUAUAAUUUUUGAUGGCGGUCAUGAAAAUUCAAGACCUUCUUGGAAGCACAGAUACACAUGGACAGGGAGAAGUUGCCUACUUCCACUUUCACAUGCAUUUCUGCCUUAAUUAUCUUCACUGAAUUACUGUCAGAAUCUGCUACUUAUUGCCCAGAGGUUUGUGUUUCACUGUUUAGUGAUAAAGGGCUCACCAUUUUCCUCAGGAACGAGAAACUUGUUUUCUCAGCGUGUCCAAAUCCUACGAGUUGAAAGAGAGGGGUUGCAAUCAGUCAUCUCUUUGAUAGUGCAUAGCACUCGUUGAAGCCCCAGUGUUUACUUGGGUAAAUCCCUUUAUAUGUAAGCCAUGUAGUUCUAGAAAAUAAGCUUGCUUAGAGCAGUCAGUUGUCCAUUUGAAGUCUAAUUCUUUAAAAAGGUAAAGCAAAUUCUAAUCUGUGAUCUGUAAAACUAUUCAAAAAUAUAAAUUGCAGCAUUUCUCUUGUAAAACACUUCAAGUAAUUUCAGUUUGGGUUAAAUAGUUACAUAAGAAUGGGUGUUUUUUUAUGGAAGUAGCUUGAUGAAUAUAAGCGCAGGAGUAGGAGCCAGGCUCUAAUUUUUGUAUCAGUUUUUCCACUGGAUCCUCUGUGGCCAUUGGCAAGAUGCUAGAACUGUGUUGUUAAAAUAGCAGUUAUACCUACCUACCUCACAGGGAUGUUGUGAGGAUUAGCUUAUGCCUAUAAAAUGCAUUGAAGAUCUGAGAUGCUAUGUAAAUACUAAAUUUUAGUUUUGUGAGGUGUAAGUUUUACCGUAAUGAAAACAGAAGAUUUUCGUAAUUAUAAAGCCCAGUAGAGGCAGCAGUGGUACAGUAUUCCCCAAGACUGGUCUACUGCAGUACAGUAAUCCUUGGUGUAAAUUGUAGUUAUUUCAAUUACAGCCAAUUGAAAUGGUGGCUUCUUAAACAAGAUCCCCCACCAGUGUGCCUCAGUUCUGGUCUAAAUGGUGAGAGGACAGUUGCUAGUUAUUCAGGCUUUGUUGCCUCUACUUGUGACAAGUGCCACUUAUGGUGGUAGGGGGUUUGGUUUGGGGUUUUUUACACUUUUCUGCAAGGAUUAAACACCACUUAUUUCUCCCAUAUCUGCUCUAGUCACUCAGUAUAACCAAAGCCUAAGGAUAUCAAUAAAGAGCCACCUCACCCCCCCGGUAAAUUUGCUUUUAAUAUGAGCAGAUUGUGCCCUCUUUGCAGUAAAUGAGAUUAAUGCUUUCCAGCACUGAUCAUGAAGCAAAUCAUGAAGUGUGAUUUGCUCUAGAGCCUUAAGCUCUCGGCUGUCUUAAAAAACCCUUUUUACAACAUGAGAUUUCUUGGGGCCCUAGCAACUGAGAAAUAAGAUAUCCCUGGCUUUCCCUCCUCAGUAAAUUGGAGUAGAUUCUGUUUUUCUAUUUCUGCCUUUUCCCUAUCCUGCUUUUCCUGUCUUUUUAAGCCAUUCUUGUAAAAGAUUUGGAAGACCCUUCCAACCUCAAGGGAAAGAUACUACCCGUGUAAUUUUUUUCCAAUCUAUUGCAGCUUGAUACUUGAAAUGGAUAAAAACCUUUCUAAUAGCAUUCCCCAGCACAUUUCAGGCUCCCAUUGAACCAUUCUAGAGUUUAUAAUUAGGAAAAAAAGGUUAUCCUCUUUUAUGUGUUCCCUUUGUGCAAAAUAAGGAACCUCCAUGCAGUGAACAUGCAGCUUUAAGGCAAUAAAUGCUAAUACUGCUGUUGGUCAAGUGUGUAAAUAUUUUAAAUGUAUAAUUCAGUACCAUGUUGAGUUUAUAUAUUAAAAAUGCAGGGAUUGAAGUGCUAGUUGAUUUCAAGUAUUGUUUUAUCUGUACAGUUGAAGAAAUGAAGUUGCAUAGAACUAUUUCACAAUUUGUUGCAAUAAGACUUGGGAAAUGGUUGUGUGAUCAAGCCUUAUCACAACUGAAUUUUCAAUUUUGAAAUGAACACUUUCUGUAUUUUUAAGAUCCAUAAGCAGGAGGAGGAUAAAAUUGUUUUCCACUAAAGACUUAUUUUGUUUUGGC
Molecule: messenger RNA, 8845 nt
Organism: Columba livia (rock pigeon)
Lineage: Eukaryota; Metazoa; Chordata; Aves; Columbiformes; Columbidae
Gene: XPO4
Product: exportin 4
Exons: 23
Coding region: 157-3621 (1154 amino acids)
Biological process (GO): protein export from nucleus
Cellular component (GO): nuclear pore; cytoplasm
Molecular function (GO): nuclear export signal receptor activity
Source: RefSeq, a predicted model, not a curated record